UGUCUUUCUUUACUGAUCUAGUCGGCAGCACUUGGUGGAGCGGCUCAUCUGGUGAAUUUCUGCAGCACAGAUACAGUGGCGGGUCUGCUGAUGGCACAACGAUACUAUGCAUGUCCUAUGGCUGGGUUCUCCAUCCCUGCUGCAGAACACAGUACUAUCAUCUCCUGGGGCAAGAGCCGAGAGAAAGAUGCGUUUGAGUGUAUGCUGGAGCAGUUUCCCUCUGGGCCUGUAGCUGUGGUUAGCGACAGUUAUGAUAUUUUUAAGGCUUGUAAGCACAUCUGGGGGGACAAGCUGAAGGAGAGAGUGAUGGAGAGGAGUGAGGAUUCUGCGCUCAUUAUUCGUCCAGACUCCGGGGACCCCGCUCAAACCCUCAUAGAGGUGAUAAAGAUUUUGGAGGAGUGUUUCGGAUGUUCUCUAAACUCAGUUGGUUACAAGGUGCUCCCAUCAUACCUGCGCAUUAUCCAGGGGGAUGGAAUUGAUCUGAACUCGAUUAAUGAGAUUCUUGAGAAACUGAGCGAUGAGGGUUGGAGUGCUGAAAAUGUGUUUUUCGGUUGUGGAAGUGCACUGCUGCAGAAAAUCAACAGAGACACGCUAAACUGCGCUUUUAAGUGCAGCUAUGUGGAGACCAAUGGCAAAGGCAUGGACGUCUGUAAGCAGCCAGUGACGGACCCGUCUAAAGGGUCCAAGCGUGGACGUCUCUCUCUGAGGAGAAAUUCAGAUGGCCUCAUUGAGACGGUGGAAAGAGGAGCAGGCAAACCACAGGAGGACAUGUUGGUGACUGUGUUUGAAAAUGGGACCAUCCUUCAGGAGUACACUCUGGAUGAGAUCCGUAAAGCUGCUCAGAUUUGGGAAGAAGAUGUGAGCCCUUCCGAGCACAACAAAGAGGACAACACUUCUCUGGAGAUCCACCAGAAACUCAUAAUGAACGGCGUGCAUUAAUAAGCACAAUAUGCGCACUGUUCUCUACACUGCCGCCUACAGACCAACCACAGACCAAUUCCACUACACUCAGAUGCUCAUCAAUAUAGCAGGACACAGUGUUGCCAAUACAGUAUACAAAUACAUAUAACAUCUGACUUUUCAAAUUUUAAGGGAAACCCUUAAAUUUUGGACUUGGUUGCCACCGGGUUAAUUAGUUCCUCCUUCAUUUUACCACACUUUGUGAUGCCAAAUAUCUUUGUUGGUGCUUCAGUAACAUGAAUAUUUUUCAGGAAUAUAUUACGGCAGGGUUUGCAAUCGAUUGAUCGUAAUGUUGUUAAAGCAUCGCCUGGCAGUACAUUGAUAAAUGAAGGAAACUUCUUUUGAGGUGAUCUCAUGAUCAUAUCUGGGCUUCUGCAUCAGCAAUUCUGCACAUGAUCCCAUUUUUCUGAUGUGACGUACUCUCUGAAAAUGCAAAAAAGAAUUCUAUUUCACUUUUGGAGGAUUUGGGGUGUUCUUUUAAUAUUUUUUUAGACACCCAUAAUGCCAAGAUAGCAAUGAUGCAUAUAAUUUUUACUUUUUUUUUUACUAUAAACAAAUCAGUUUUAACUAUUCCCAUGUUGUGUUCAGCAUAGAGAUGCACACUUGAUAAAGAUCCACCCACUUUGUGUCUCCUUGCUAUUACAUAGCUCACGUAAAUUAGAUUUAAUUCUUUUGUUGGAAAAGAUGGACAAAAUUCUUCUCUGAGGAUUUUAGAACAGCAAAUUGAUCCUGAUAUCACUCUCAUUAAACACUCUCAGUGAGUAAAUGCUGCAUAGAAAAGAAUCAAAUGUUUCCUGAUAAUAGUUACAGUGUGACUUAUGUGGAUCUGGUUUAAGACUUCUGAGAUGCACAGAAUACAUCAUACAAACACAUUUCAGUAUUUGGUUUCCAUACAGCUGCUGAUGGUGCCUUAAAAACCACUCAAACCUCAGUGACGGUCACUCGCUUUUGCUUUGUCAUCUCCUCCCCUCAUUUCUCACAAUUAAUAUUGUCCAUCAUACUCAGUUUCUCUCUUUUAUCCUUCUGUGACUCACAUAUGAAUGAUGUUCAGUGAUUGCUUUUUUUUUCUUUCUCUGUUGCCUUAUGUUGAAGGCAACAUCAAGCUUCUGUCAUCUAUAUGCUGAUGCUGAAUGAGAUGUGUGCAGUGGGUUUAAUUACAGUGUACAUUGUUUAUUGUGUCAUCAUCUUUGUGUUCGAUCAUGGAAAUGACUCAUUUCCAGGCUGUUCCGAACAUCUGAAAUGAAGCAGUUUGACCCUACCUCUUUUUUUAACUAAUAAGAAUGUAUAUUAAUAUGAAGUGAUGAUCCUUACACUUAAAAAGCAUCUAUUCUGUUAUGUAAAUACUCUUUAAUGAUUGUUUCAAUGAUAAAUUCUAGCAUUCUUGUUGCAUUUUUUAUUUUUGAAUGACAAAUAGACAGAAUAAAAUAUAUAAUAAAUGUAGAUCAAACUUUG
Carassius auratus (goldfish) is the source of this 2412-nucleotide messenger RNA. Its product is annotated as nicotinamide phosphoribosyltransferase-like. Gene Ontology annotation, molecular function: nicotinamide phosphoribosyltransferase activity. NCBI's taxonomy places the organism in Eukaryota, Metazoa, Chordata, Actinopteri, Cypriniformes, Cyprinidae. Gene Ontology annotation, biological process: NAD+ biosynthetic process. The record is from RefSeq and is a predicted model, not a curated record. Bases 91 to 939 code for a protein of 282 amino acids. The transcript has 6 exons.